AUGCAAGAGAGCUUCAGAUAUACACUACUUCUACUACUUGAAGAAGCAUUUACUAAUAAUAAGUUAUUCUUGAUCCAGUACAUCUCUAAUCUCUAUAAGUACUGCCCAACUCUUUUUACAGACUUACUCCAACUGAAUAUUAAUCUGCAUGAAGAUGAAUUUGAGGUAUCAGAUACUGAAGACAAAGAUAUUACUGAUGAGUAUUCUUCAAAUCUCUGGAUACAACAAUCUACAGAAAAAAUGGUGCCAGUGCUAGAUAUUCCAAAUGUACAGCUAUCUGUAUUACUGAAUCUUCACUCAUUUUUGCAGAAACUUCAAAAUGUAGAUCUAGAGGGCAGCAACUACACUAUUAUUGAACUUCCCACAAUUAAAAAGCUGAGUCUUUAUGUUAUACCAAUUAGUGAGGUGUUAGAUGCCAGCAGCAAUCUGGUUUUCAGUAGUCAGGAUUCCAGAACCUUUCUACUAUACAUCUGGGAUGUUUCAUUUCUCUGA
Molecule: messenger RNA, 492 nt
Organism: Coccidioides immitis RS
Lineage: Eukaryota; Fungi; Ascomycota; Eurotiomycetes; Onygenales; Onygenaceae
Exons: 2
Coding region: 1-492 (163 amino acids)
Source: RefSeq, a predicted model, not a curated record